Molecule: messenger RNA, 2299 nt
Organism: Strongylocentrotus purpuratus (purple sea urchin)
Lineage: Eukaryota; Metazoa; Echinodermata; Echinoidea; Camarodonta; Strongylocentrotidae
Gene: ARS
Product: arylsulfatase
Molecular function (GO): arylsulfatase activity
Source: RefSeq, marked provisional
GUUUAUGAAAUAAGAUGGCGCGGACGCUGUUUGCAAGUCUUUUCCUCUUUCUCGUUCUUGGACUGGUAGCAGGCCAAGGAGACGACAAUGACGGUCCAGAUGCCGAAAGUCUGAGCCUUGAUCGCACAGCUACAAGGCGGUACGGAGAUGGUGAAGACCUGCUGCAUCUCCUGGGUCAGACUGGACAGCACAGGACCGCGAUGACGAAGCCGAAUGUCAUCCUGCUCCUCGCUGACGACAUGGGAGUCGGUGACCUCUCCGUCUAUGGUCAUCCGACCCAGGAGCCCGGCUUCAUCGACCAGAUGGCUAACCAGGGUCUGAGGUUCACCCAAGGAUACUCAGGAGACUCGGUUUGUACCCCAAGCAGGUCGGCGAUAGUUACAGGUCGUCAACCUAUUCGUACCGGUGUCUACGGCGAGGAGCGUAUCUUCCUACCAUGGACUACCACGGGGCUGCCGCUGUAUGAAGUGACGAUCGCUGAAGCGAUGAAGGGAGCCGGAUACACCACAGGGAUGGUGGGCAAGUGGCAUCUUGGAAUCAACGAAAACAGCAGUUCCGAUGGUGCACAUCUUCCCGCCAAUCGCGGCUUUGAUUUUGUAGGACAUAAUCUGCCUUUCGGCAACAGCUGGCGCUGUGAUGAUACUGGGCUUCACCAAGACUUCCCCGAUACUAACGCUUGUUUCCUGUACUACAACUCGACCUCGGUGGCCCAACCAUUCCAGCACAAGGGUCUCACCCAACUCCUUCGCGACGACACCGUCGGCUUCAUCGAAGACAACGUCAAUAAGCCAUUCUUCAUGUACGUCUCCUUCGCUCACAUGCACACCAGUCUCUUCUCCAGCGAUGAUUUCUCUUGCACUUCCCGCCGCGGUCGCUAUGGAGAUAACCUCCGUGAGAUGGACCAGGCAAUCGAGCAGAUCGUGACAACACUCGUCGACAACGACAUCGAUGACAACACAGUCAUCUUCUUCACCUCCGAUCACGGUCCGCAUCGCGAGUACUGCGGGGAGGGCGGUGACGCCAACGUCUUCAGAGGUGGCAAGGGGCAGUCAUGGGAAGGAGGGCACCGUAUCCCGUACAUCGUCUAUUGGCCGGGUACCAUUAGCCCUGGUGUCUCUCAUGAGAUCGUAACAUCGAUGGAUAUCAUCGCCACCGCAGUCAAUCUCGGCGGUUCAGAGCUACCAACAGAUCGUAUCUACGAUGGCAAGAGCCUCAAGAGUGUUCUCUUAGAGGGCGCUUCAUCUCCACACGAUGACUUCUUCUACUACUGCAAGGACACCCUGAUGGCCGUCCGAGUUGGGAAGUACAAGGCGCACUUCAAGACCCAGACGGAUAGCAGUCAAAUGAAGCUUGGCGAACGCUGCGACGGAGGAUUCCCACUGGAUGAUUACUUUCUGUGUAGCGAUUGCGAGGGUGACUGCGUGACAGAGCACAACCCCCCUAUUAUGUUCGACCUCGAAAAGGACCCUGGUGAAAACUAUCCUCUGGGACCUUGCGGAUACGAACAUGUUCUCCUGCAAGUCAAGGACGCCAUCGCAAGGCACGACGCGGAGAUGGUGAUAGGAACCCCUGUCCUGGAUAACUUCGAUUUCUCGAUUAUUCCUUGCUGCAACCCGGAAACCAACUGCGUCUGUAACUACACGCAUGAACCGGGUGUCGCCGAGUGUUACCAGGAUCUCAUCAACAUCGCCCUCCGUAACGGCGUGCCCAAGUAGUCGACCAAGAAUAACCAUACAACACGUAACUACGUUUCGAGCCGUGUUUGAAGUAUUUUUUAAAUAACUAUAUUUUACUUAUUCAACUAUAAUCAUAAUUGAACUUUCCACGACGAAUAAAGUUGAAAAUGCAUGUAUGUGUGAGUGAGGUUUUUCCAUUUCGAUCUAAAGGACUCCAUGCAAUUUCGUCAAGUUUCACCAUUUUAUUUCUUUCUCUCUCUCUAGUAACAUGGUUUGAUACUAUUACCCGAUAUUUAGCUUAUCUUCACCUUGGGAUCACAAUGUAUUAUCUUAAUCUAACUACAAUUAUUUCUUGUAAGAACGCUGUAGGUAUUAUUAUUUUUUUUUCCAGGUAACAUAUUUUUGCGAUCAUGAUGUCGUACACAUAGAUCGAGCUGUUUGUUAGGGUUUGUAAAAAAGAAAUUAUUCGUUUUCUUUUACUUUGAAACUUUCAUUUAUUCUCUUUGUAAUUUCAUUACAGAUACAAAUUUGUUUUCAUGAUUUAUAUUUGUUUUUCAUGAUUUAUAUUUGUUUUCUCUCAAUGUAAUCUUUAGCAAAACGUUGUAUGUGACAUUAAUUUUUUU